This is a messenger RNA of Astyanax mexicanus (Mexican tetra), 777 nucleotides long. RefSeq lists its product as uncharacterized. Bases 1 to 777 code for a protein of 258 amino acids. The transcript has 5 exons. The record is from RefSeq and is a predicted model, not a curated record. Gene Ontology annotation, biological process: response to bacterium. Lineage: Eukaryota; Metazoa; Chordata; Actinopteri; Characiformes; Acestrorhamphidae.
AUGUACAUCACAGGUGCUGCUUAUACUGAUAUAAAUCAGCAGGAUCAUCUGAAGAUCUCUGAAGUUGGAGGCAGUGUUAAUCUGUCUUGUGUCACUUCAAAAGCGAGUAGAAGCACCAUCGCAUGGAUGAAACAAAAGCUUGGAGAGAAACCUCUGCUAAUUGCUACAUCAUACCAGCAUCAACCCACAGCAUUUUAUAAUGACUUUGAUAAGGAUGGUCGCUUUGAAAUACUGAUAGCAGCUGAGCAUUUUAAUUUGAGCAUCUCCAAUAUAGAACCAUCAGACUCCGCAACAUAUUACUGCGCCUCCGUAUUUAUAUAUGAGAUCAGCUUUGGAAAUGGCACCUAUCUUCUUGUUAAAGGUGCAUCACAGACAAAGCACAAAGUUCUCCAGCAGCCUGUGAUGAAUCCAGAACAUCCAGGAGAUUCUGCAACACUGCAGUGUACAGUCAACACUCAGAGCUGUUCAGAAGAUCACAGUGUGUACUGGUUCAGACACGGAUCAGGAGAAUCUGAUCCAGGAAUCAUCUUCACUCAUGGAGACUCCAGCAGUCAGUGUACGAGGAGUUCUGAGACUGUUUCUCCUACACAGAGCUGUAUCUACAAACUCCCCAAGAACAACCUCAGCCUCUCUGAUGCUGGAACUUACUACUGUGCUGUAGCUGCAUGUGGAGAGAUACUGUUUGGAAAUGGAACUAAAAUGGAUUUCACAGCAGAGGACACUGGGAUGCACAUUAAUGCUGUGAAGGACUUGCUAGAUGACAAUGGAAACCUGUAG